CCCUGCGAAGCUUCCUCAAGAUCCUGCCCAAUUCAGACUUCUCUGCAAUUUCAAAUUUAACAUUCCCGCCAUACCAUGAGUUCCGAGGCUACCGUGACAGCGACCAGGGGUGGCAGAGGCAAACCUAAGGCCAAAUCCGUAUCCAAGUCCCAGAAAGCUGGCCUUCAGUUUCCCGUUGGACGCAUCGCCCGUUAUCUCAAAGUUGGUCGCUAUGCCCGGCGCGUAGGGUCUGGGUCCCCUGUUUACCUCUCCGCUGUUCUUGAGUAUCUCGCUGCUGAGGUUUUGGAAUUGGCUGGGAAUGCGGCCCGGGAUAACAAGAAGACCAGGAUCAUCCCUAGGCACAUUCAACUUGCUGUGAGGAACGAUGAAGAACUAAGCAAACUGCUGGGGGCUGUGACCAUUGUAAGUGGGGGCGUGCUGCCGCAAAUCCAUCCCACUUUAUUACCCAAGAAGAAUCUAAAAGAUAAGCCUGAAGUUGGCUCUGCGAGUCAGGAGUUUUAGACCGCAUCCAGACCUUAGCAAUAUAUCUAUGAAAAGUUUAAAGUAAAUUAUCUUUUGUUUCGUUCUCCUGUACUGAUAAGUAGGAUGGAAUGGCAUUAGAAUUCAGCUCUGUAAAUCCAUAUUUCCUUAAAUGAAAGGAGUUUAAUUUGUUUUGUCAA
Molecule: messenger RNA, 659 nt
Organism: Neltuma alba
Lineage: Eukaryota; Viridiplantae; Streptophyta; Magnoliopsida; Fabales; Fabaceae
Product: histone H2AX
Exons: 2
Coding region: 76-501 (141 amino acids)
Cellular component (GO): nucleosome
Molecular function (GO): structural constituent of chromatin; DNA binding; protein heterodimerization activity
Source: RefSeq, a predicted model, not a curated record